AUGGAGCCCAUGAUUGGCCCCCAAUUAGGCCUAAUUUGGUCCUAUUAUGCUCAAAAAUCUUUCAAUGACUUUCCUUGGCCCAAGAACGCGCUAACCGAGAGUCUCCGCAUUGCCAUUUCCCACAACGGUAAAAUUGGCCGGCGAUCCGAGUCAGGGUUACAAGCCUCAGCAGGGCCCAACCACUCACAUCGCCGCCUGUUUCGGGCACCCUGGCUUGUGGGGCUCAAAGAUUUGCGAAAUUGGGUCAUAGGAGGACCCUUCUGGUACGGUGGCGCUAUUGAACCCUGA
This is a messenger RNA of Penicillium chermesinum, 288 nucleotides long. RefSeq lists its product as uncharacterized. Lineage: Eukaryota; Fungi; Ascomycota; Eurotiomycetes; Eurotiales; Aspergillaceae. The coding region runs from base 1 to 288 and encodes 95 amino acids. The transcript has a single exon. The record is from RefSeq and is a predicted model, not a curated record.